AUGUCAAUAGCAGAAAUAUUUGAGGGCCACAAAGGAGUUCAAACCGGCAUCUCCGUCCAUAGCCCAAAGGGUCAUAUGGAUGUUUUGAUAUUGCCCGUUUUUGACGGCGGACGUUUCCUCUCGGGAAAGUUUCCGUCUUGGCAGCUCCGCUCCACUCCUCAAAUCCCCGCCCCGCCCUUUCGCUCCAAACCGACAUUUCGACAACCGCAGCACAAAGCAUUCUUCUCCGUCAAAACAAUCAUGCCUACUGUUCCAAUUUAUUCAAAGAGCGAGCUCCAGAUCACAGACGAUGCUUCUAAUCCUCUUCCCGACUUACUAAAGACACCGUCUGGGCUCGCGAUUCUGGAGCUCCAAGGAACGAUAAAUUUGCCCUCCCACGCGUCAACGGGAAAAGACGACUUUGACAGCGACGAGUCUGAUUUACGACCAAAAUCCCACUAUCAAACACCCAUUGGGCGUCUCGUAUUUCCGGAUUAUGACUCUUCUAAGCCUCCCGAGAACACUUCCUGGAUGAAACGCGUCUACCUCUACGUCGGUCAACAUCAGCGGCUCACAGGCGAGGUUAAGAAACUUUCGAAGCCACUGGCUAUUAUUCGACAGCGCCAGAGAAGGGAUACUGGGAAGGGAGGGCCUACUGUUGAGCCGGGAACCGAACACGUACCGCCGCGCCUCGACGAGGGAACCCACGAGGAGCUUGAAAUCGCGGAGAUAAUCAGGUACAAGAUGCUAUUCUCGACGAGGCCAGAGCCAGUUAGCGAUAGUAUUGGAUGA
This is a messenger RNA of Uncinocarpus reesii 1704, 771 nucleotides long. RefSeq lists its product as uncharacterized. Gene Ontology annotation, cellular component: Ctf18 RFC-like complex. The transcript has a single exon. The coding region runs from base 1 to 771 and encodes 256 amino acids. NCBI's taxonomy places the organism in Eukaryota, Fungi, Ascomycota, Eurotiomycetes, Onygenales, Onygenaceae. Gene Ontology annotation, biological process: mitotic sister chromatid cohesion. The record is from RefSeq and is a predicted model, not a curated record.